Molecule: messenger RNA, 1611 nt
Organism: Chelonus insularis
Lineage: Eukaryota; Metazoa; Arthropoda; Insecta; Hymenoptera; Braconidae
Product: G patch domain and ankyrin repeat-containing protein 1 homolog
Exons: 3
Coding region: 67-1509 (480 amino acids)
Molecular function (GO): protein binding; nucleic acid binding
Source: RefSeq, a predicted model, not a curated record
UUGUGUAUUUAUUUCUCGAUUGUCUUUCUAAACAUUUAAUUGUAAGGUAUAUUCAUACACAUACAAAUGGCUGGCCACAAUUACAUUACAUUCAAUUUGAAACGAUUUAUUCGAAGUUCAUCAAAUAUUGAUGAUAGCAAAAUACAGAAUAAACAAAAAAUAACUGAUAAAGUAAAUUUUCAAGGUGAUGAAGCAAAAAUUGCUUAUGAGGCUAUAAUUAAUGAAAAUAGUGAAUCAAAAACUAAGAAACAAUCUCAACAUGUCAAUAACAAGUUUAAAUCAGAACCAAAACAUUCCAAUGAGUUGAAGAAUAAAAUUAGAAAUGAGGCAAGAAAUCAAAAAAAUUUUACAGUUAAUAUAAAUAGUAUUUUCAAAUCGAUAGAACAAGGAGACUUAGAAUUUCUAAAUGAACAUCUAACCCCGGAAAAUGUAAAUAUUGUUGACAGUUUUGGUUGGACACCACUGAUGUCUGCAGCUUUUUGUGGCAAUACAGCAAUUAUUGAAUUUUUAUUGAAAUUAGGAGCUAAUAAAAACUGUAGAGAAAAGACUGGUCUAAGUGCUUUACAAUUAGCACAGAAAAACAAACAUAUUGCUGUGAUAAAAAUUUUGACAGCAAAAACUUCUAAACCAUCAAAUACUGUGGAAAAAACCAAUGAUGAAUUACUACAUGAUAAUAAUGAAUGCUUGGAGAAAUUUUAUUGUUCAACUUGUAAAACCAAUUUUCAAAAUACUACUGUGAAACAACAUAAUGCUUCUAUUCUUCAUAUUUUUAAUUUAAAGCCAGAAUUACCUGGUCCAGUUUAUGGAAUACCUAAACAAAAUAAAGGUUAUCAAAUAAUGGUGAACAAAGGAUGGAAUGAAAAGGAAGGUCUUGGUCCAUCAGGAUCAGGUGUAAAAUUCCCAAUAAAAACAAUUCUCAAGAGAGAUCGUAAAGGUUUAGGUAAUCGAUUGAAUAGCAAACCUAAAAUAACACACUUUGCUAGUGGCGAUUUAAAUGCUGUAAAAGACAUCAGAAGACCAAAAGUUGUAAAAGAAAAAAGCGAUUCACGGAAAAAAGAAUAUGAGAAAAUUCUCCGAAAAGAACGAAGGAAAGAGAUAGCUUUACGACAAGCUUUGAUGAUGAAAGAACAAAAACGAUUACUUGAAUAUCUUCAGACAGUUGAAGAAAAAGCCGGAGAAAUCUUAACUGAUAGACAAGAAAUUGUAGCUUUAGAUAAACGAAGGAAUGAUGACAGAGUUGGUAUGAGAGCUUUACAAAAGUCAUCUUACGAUAAAUGUUGGAUUACAAUGGGUCCUAUAAUAAUGAAGAUAUCAUCAAAGAAAGCUGAGGAAUUACUUGUACAAGAUCAACGAGAAUGUGAUGUUGCAAUAAAUAACUUACGAAGUGAUUUAAGAGUAAAAGUAAAUGAACUUCGUGAUUUGGAGCAUACUCCGCCAGUUCCAGGAUUAAUGCUAAAACCCUUGUCGCAUUCAGAAAUGACAGCGAUUAAUCAGUUAUGUGGUCGAUAAUGGAAAGCCAAAAAAAUGAUUUAAAUUAUUAUUUUAGAUAAAUUAUUAUUUUUCAUAUAAACUAAGUUGAAAGGAUUAAAAAUAAAUAAUUCAUUUAAUAUA